AAAAUAACACACUAGAAAUGUUAUUUGGGGGUCGGAAGAGUAGUUAAUUUUUUUUCUCCUGUGUUGCUAGAUUAUUGAUACACGGUUAGUGCUGAGUGGGCAGAAGAGAAAGGGUCGGACAUUUUAAGCUGAUGCCAACAGCAUUGUGUGCAAGUGCAGCUCUUGUGUGGGUUUUUUUUGUUGUUGUUUUUUUUUUCUUUUUCUUUUUUUUCCUUCCUUAGUGUAUAGUGUUGUAAUGGCUCAAUGACCUGGAAGAGGUGUAGGGUUUUUUUGUACUUUCAAAUUUUAGUUUGGUUGUCUUGCAAUUUCACAACUGGCACAAAAUGUUAGAGAUAUGUGAUAGCUGAUGGUCUAGCACUAGGGAAAUGGCAAUAGGGUUGGAUACAUGUCUUGUCCAGUAGUAUUUUUUUUCCCUGUCCAAAAUAAACUCAGGUGCAUUUGUCUAAAAAAAAAAUUGGGAAAUUUGCAGUUUGAACUAUGUGAACUGGAACUAUGUCCAUAGGAAGCACGGAUUCUAUAUGAUGCAGUUCCCAAGUGUGCUAAUCCAACAGGGAGACAAAAGACCAAGUUUCUUACCAACUGUAACAUUCACCAAGUUAUAUACACAUAUGACUGAUAAAUGCAUAUCUAAACUUCUGAAUAACUGAGAGUUCUUACUGUUGGGGUAAAUAACUACUUGACCCACAGAUGUGGCAGGAAAGGUGACAAUCUGCUGAGUCCUAAGUGGGCUGGAGAUUACACCUCCAUCACUGAAGGCAAGUUCUCCAUUUAAUACUUAGACUUUGAUAUGUGAGAUGGAUUUUGGGGAGGACAAAAGAAAACAGUUCCAUGAUAAAAGCUGAAGCCAGAACCUAAUCUUGAGGCAGAAUUUUGAUUCUUAAGCAGUUUGUCAGAAAAAUGGUUAGAUAUCCAGUGAAAGCGUCACCAGGUUCUGAAAGCUGCUUUUGGUUCUUUGAACCCAAACUGGCUCCCUGAUGUAUACAGCAGAACUGGGACUGAAAACUGAAAUUAAAAUUUCUGGAGGCUUUGCAUGAAGCAGGAUAGAGUCCAGCUCCUUCUGUACGAUCUGAUUGGCAAGCACACGAAUGCUAGAAGAAGCAAGGAAUAAACUAGUCAACAAUUUAGGAGCCAUAAAAUGGACAAUUAUAGUGAGUAGGAAGUUGCGGACAGAUAUUCACUUCUGUUCCAACAUUACUGGGUAAGCUGGAUAGCAGAGAUCUGCUAUUGUAAAAUGUUUAACCCAGCUUAUUUUACUGACGGGUUAAAAAAUGUUUACAUGAACAGCUCCAUUAGCAACUGUAAAGGGCUGCAACCUUUAGUAGGAAGAUGGCGGCAAACAGGUGGCACUGGCUUGCUGGAUAGUACAAUCUGAUAUCACAACUGUUUGUGAAGUGCACAUUUCUUCACCACCAUAUAAUCAUUCUUCUGAACUGCUCUUUAAACGUCAGCAAAGGCCUCUCAUUAAUUCAGCUUGACAGUUUGAUUACAGCAUUUUAACAGCUUCUGAAAAAUAAUUCAGUUACCGAAGUGGUAAACUUGCUGCCGUGACAAUGAAGAUGAAGUGCUGCCUCACAGCCAGGAAGGCAGAGCUAAUCUUGUAAUUCCUGAUCCAUCUUUGUGUACGGUCACCAGUGCCUUGGUUUAAAUGUGUGGUAUUUCCUCUCCAUGUAAAUAUAUGCUAAGUCCGCUUUCAUGGGUCAAUAAAAUGCUUGAAAUAACAUGUAGAUAUAAUUGAUGUAAAAGGCACGUAUGUUAGUGUAUCUAUUGCAUAAGCAGCCUGUGUGCACCGAUGUGAUCAGAGAUCAGUAUUUUCAAAAAGUGCUAUUGCUUUAUCAGUGAGAAGAACAGUUGUCUCUGCUGAAGUGUAAACAUUCUUACAGCAAAACUGCUAGCAGUAAUAAAUUCUCUGGGUAUAUAUGUUAUCUGAGAUACAGCAUGUUUGAGAUCUAUCUGCAGAAGUCUGACUUACGCUUUUUUGACAACAGUUAGUUUGAUACUGUCCAUUAUUGAAGGGUUUGAAGCUACUUCAUCUUGUUGUACUGGGGUUCUGCUAAAAUACAUUUGUAAAGGGUGUCUAGUCCUGAAUUCAGGAGGAUAACUUUUAAAAUUAAGUUCUGUCCAAUUCUGCUUUGGUUUGCUUGCAAUUAUUGGACUAUUGUGUAUCCUGAUCAUUUGUCCAUAGCUUGCAAAAUCUGGAAAGACAAAGACUACAUAGAAUCAUAGAAUCAUUUAGGUUGGAAAAGACCCUUAAGAUCAUUGAGUCCAACCAUAAACCAUGAUAACACAAGUGAUAAAAUACAAUUUAAAACUCUACUUCCUAUAGACCAGUUCAAAUAGGUAUACAAGAGAAGGUGCUGUCCCACACAUGAAGACUUUUACAUAUUUCUGACCUUGCUUUGAGUUUCAAAUUUGCUUUACUUAAAGGAGAUAGAAAGCAUUAAUUAUUGUAUGUAGAAGGAACUGAGAGUUGGGAGUGAAGAAUUUUGGUGUGCUGGGGUGGGAUGGGGCUUCUGGAACUCAGAAGUGCAUCUAGUGGAGAAAAUAGGAAGGUGGCGCAUCAGAGAUGAAUUAUAAUUUCAGAACAUUUGAAGACUCUGACACAUCUCUGGGACCUGCAAUGACAAGUCAGAACAGUAGCCAUGCAGAGAAAACUGGUGAAAUGUCCUCAAAGCAGUCAGCACCAAAAGUGCAGGUCCAACGAUCUGUCUCCAGAGAAACCAUCACUAUUCAUUUCUCUGCAUUUGGGAAGGAGGAAGAAGAGGAGGAAGAGGAGUUUAAGGAAUUUCUUGAUGAGGAACUAGAUGACCAAAGCAUUGUAACAGCACUUGAAGCCAAGGAAGACCUCUGCUUUGAGCAUACCGGCCAUGAUUUUUCUGGUCCAGCUACCUCGCUUAACAUGGCCGACUCUGCAUCGCUACUGUCCUCAUCACCUGCAGUUCUGCCAACUGCAGAGACUGUAAAGCUGUUGGAUUCUCCUUCCACAUCCCAAGUAUUCAGUGCAGUGCCACUAGUCCUGUCUCCAUCAUCACACUCCUGUCAUACAGUUAGCUUAUCAGGUGCACCACCACCUGUGGAACAGAAAUCCAGCCUGUCUUCUUCCCCAUCCUCAUCCCCUUCCAGAUCAGUUGUCUGCUCUAGUGGAUCAUCCACAGUUUCUAGUUCAAAACCUUUUAAGGGUUUAGUCAAGUCCCUUUCAACAGAUGUGGAACCAAAAGAACCCACCCCACCGAUGCGACAUAGACAGUUAAUGAAAACCUUAGUGAAAUCUCUGUCUACAGACACUUCUAAACAAGAAUCUGAAGCUGUGUCUUACAGGCCACCUGACUCAAAACUGAACUUGCAUCUGUUCAAACAGUUCACUCAGCCUCGAGCUACAGGUGGUGAUUCUAAAACUGCCCCCUCAUCUCCAUUAACAUCUCCCUCUGACACUCGUUCCUUUUUUAAAGUACCUGAAAUGGAGGCUAAAAUUGAAGAUACUAAAAGACGCCUUUCUGAAGUAAUCUAUGAGCCUUUUCAGCUGCUCAGUAAAAUAAUGGGUGAUGAAAGUAGUAGCCACAGGCCCAAAGCCUUAUCUUCAAGUGCUUCAGAACUCUCAAACCUUUCCAGUUUGAAUGGCCAUUUGGAAAGCAAUAACAACUACAGCAUUAAGGAAGAAGAAUGUGAUUCUGAAGGGGACUUCUAUGGAAGUGACUCUAACCUGAAUAGGAACGAUCAGUCAAAAGUGGCUGAGGAACAUGCAAAAGAGACAGAGACCAAAAGCUCUCAGUCUGCAAGCACAAAGGACGUGAGUUCGAAAACUUCACUUGUACUUGAAAAAUGUUCAUUGUCUGCACUAGCAAGCAGAGAGGAUGAGGAGUUUUGUGAACUGUAUUCUGAAGACUUUUCCUUGCUAGAGGAUGAAAGCAAACCUGAUAAACCUACCGAAACUUUGCUCAAUCCAGAGAUGACUGAGGAAGAUGGUACUAUGCUCAGUAGUGAAGAUGAAAAUAAUCCAUAUGUGCAAGAGCCUAAAAUACCAGUGAAAACUUUAUACUUCUUAACACUGUUGGUCUAUGCUUACUUUAUUAUCCCUCUCCCUGGCUACUUAAGUGGACUCUUAUUUGGAAUGGCCGUUGGAUUUAUGAUAGCUGUCUGUGUGAUUUGGCUUCUUACUCCACGUACUCCUGAAUAUCUCAAAUUGCAUAGAAGUAUGACAAAGCAAUGGAAUACAGGAGCUCUAGACAUCAAAGAACCUGAAAUACUGAAGGGAUGGAUGAAUGAAAUUUAUAAUUAUGAUCCAGAAACAUACCAUGCUACAUUGACUCACUCUGUUUAUGUGCGACUUGAAGGAAGCACCUUGCGACUUUCAAAACCCAAUAAAAAUAUUUCUAGAAGGGCUGUGUACAAUGAGCCAAAGCCUGAAGUCACGUAUGUCAGCCAGAAAAUUUAUGAACUUACAGAAAGCAAGAUUUCCCUAGUUCCUAAGAGUCUGGCACGAAAACGGAUUUGGAAUAAGAAGUACCCUAUCUGCAUUGAACUCGCUAGACAGGAUGACUUUAUGGCUAAGGCCCAGACUGAAAAAGAGAAUGCAGAGGAAAAGUUAUCUGCUGAAAAAGUGGACUUGAACAAUGAAGAAUCCAAGAAACCUCAGGAUGGAGCAAAGUAUACUAGCCAAAAGGAUCAAGUGCUUUAUCUCUUUGGAAGGACAGGUAGGGAAAAGGAGGAGUGGUUCAGAAGGUUCCUUCUUGCAUCCAAGCUGAAGUCUGAAGCGAAGAAGCCAUCCGGUUUAUGUGGGAACAAGCCAGGGAUCUUGCCAACACACAGUAGAACCGAUAGUCAAUCUGGAGUUCUCACCCACAGCCGAAGCAGCAGCAAGGGAAGUGCAGAAGAAAUUGCAUCCCAGCCGAAGCACAAGGAUCUGGCUGGCAAUGUGCGGCAGAAAAUGCUUCUGGACUACAAUAUUUAUAUGGCAAAGUGUGUUCCACAUGAAAAGAAAAGCCCUUCAGGUAGUCCAGUCCUCAGUGCAGAUAGCAGCCCUACAGCUGUGAAAAAGUUACCAGAUGCCCAUGUGGAAGCUGAAGAAGAAGAACAGGAGGCCUGGGUGAAUGCUUUGCUUGGAAGAAUAUUUUGGGAUUUUUUAGGAGAAAAGUAUUGGUCUGAUCUAGUGUCAAAGAAGAUCCAAAUGAAACUUAGCAAAAUAAAGCUGCCGUACUUCAUGAAUGAGCUAACUCUAACUGAGCUUGACAUGGGGAUAGCAGUGCCGAAGAUCCUUCAAGCCUUCAAACCUUCUGUUGAUCACAGAGGACUUUGGAUUGAUUUGGAAAUGUCCUAUAAUGGAUCUUUUCUAAUGACCCUAGAGACCAAGAUGAACUUGACCAAACUUGGUAAAGAGCCGCUCGGUGAAGCACUUAAAGUUGGAGAGAUUGGCAGAGAAGGUUUCAGGCCAAGGGCGUAUUGUCUUGCAGACAGUGAUGAGGAAUCUUCCAGCGCCGGGUCUUCGGAAGAGGAUGAUGCUCCUGAAUUGGCAGGAGAGAAGCAGAUGACUCCAGGAGCAGAAGGGUAUGUCGGAGGACAUCGGACAAGUAAGAUCAUGAGAAUUGUGGAUAAAAUUACUAAGUCAAAAUACUUUCAGAAAGCAACAGAGACUGAGUUUAUUAAGAAGAAAAUUGAAGAGGUCUCCAAUACUCCAUUGCUGCUAACAGUUGAAGUACAAGAGUGCAGAGGAACACUAGUAAUUAACAUUCCACCUCCACCUACUGACAGAAUAUGGUAUGGCUUUCGAAGACCUCCCUACCUGGAGUUAAAAGCUCGGCCAAAACUCGGUGAGAGAGAAGUGACUCUGGUUCAUGUAACUGACUGGAUAGAGAGGAAACUAGAACAAGAGUUUCAGAAAAUCUUUGUCAUGCCAAACAUGGAUGAUGUUUAUAUUCCUUUAAUGCACUCAGCCAUGGAUCCCCGCUCCUCUACAUGCCCUCCUAAAGAUCUGGUCACAGAGGCCCCUGAUCAACCAUGACAUGUGAAGACUCUUGCAGUUUACAGUAUUAUAAAAGUUAUUCACAUGGUUUUAUAAACUGUGCCGUAGUUCUCAUCCUUAACUUGUGCCACUUCCCCCCCUCUCCCUCCCCAGGGACUGCCUAUAACCAUACCUUUGUGCUCACUUGCCUGGUUAUUGUUCCUGUGUACUUCAGCUACAUGAAGUUUCAUUCCAUUAAGCAGUUGAUUAUUUUUGUACUGGUUGCCAUCAGGAUUUUAACUCCGAGGCUAAGAUGACCUGUUCUUUGGGGGAGGGAGGAGGAACCUAACUGUAAUAGAUCAAGGAGCUUGUUGACACACCUUUUGUUCAGCUUAUGUUCUCAUGCUAUGUUAACGUGCAUUAAAGCAUUGAAAGGUUGUUUUGGCAGCAAAGGAACUGCGUGCCAAAUGGAAAAAAAAAUCCUAAAUAAGGAAUGAAUUUAUAAAACUGGAAGAGUAUUUUUCUUUCUCAGGCAGUUGGAGGUGUAGAAUGAACUGUUUUAUGUUCUUUCACUUCUGCAGUCAAUAGCUUGUGUCAAGCAAUCGAAAUAUGAAAUGCUUUCAGGAUAAAAGAAUGUAAAUUGGAUGUAUAGGUAAUAUUGUGAUUCAAUGUGGUGUAUACAUAUUACUUUUUUUCAUACAGAACUUGUGCUUUUUUGGGGAAGCAAGUAGCCAUAAAACACACGCAACUAUCGGUGAAGGUGGGACUGUCAGAUUUUUGUAAAUGAGGAGAAAAACAUUGGUAAAGCCAUGAGACCAAACCAUAGCAAGCCGCCUUAUAGUGAGGUACAAUCACCUUGGUUCAUGAUUAAUUCUGAAUGUUUAUAAAAACAUGAGCACACACAUAAAACGUUGAUACUGCACACGACCAGAAGUACUUAGUUACCCUACUGUGUAUAGAGCCUCUUGCUACAAGGAAACACACCAAGUUUUUUCUUAUAGGAGAGUUUGUUGCUGUGAGUCUCUUCCAUUGCACCGUGUUUACAUGCAAAGCAUGGGACCAAACUCUCCUGUUACAGCUGUGCAACUCCAGACAUCAAAUUGCUUGAUGUUUGUGACAACAGCUGUGAUUGAAAGAUUUUGUCCCCCAUGCAUUGUUUUUUUUGGACUUUGUGGAAUAGGAAUUCAAGCAUUGCAGUUAUUCAAGCUGAUCGCAAUGUAAUUAAAGACUGUUUCUGCUAAUUAAUGGCCAAAACUAAGGGGGGAGGGGGAACUGCCUUUUAUUUCUAUCUGGUAUAAUGAUUCAAGACUAAAUGAAUGCAGUAAAUUCAAUAUUUGAACACUACAUAUCCACUAUUUAACACAUGUAAUAUUUUUCUGAUACUCAGUGUUGCCAAGUGUUCAUGGAUGUCAGAAAAUGUUUUAGUUUACAAAGAAGGUGAGUUUUGGCUCUCCUUUUAUAACAUGAUUUGAUUUUUUUUUUUAGAAGUAAUUUUUUAAGAACUUUUUUGUAUGUUGUGUUGUCACAUUUGAUGUAAAUCAAAAUUUCCAUGUGUAACUUGAUGAUUUACCAUCUCUAAAUGAAGCUAUUAUAUUGAAGGUUUUUUAAACAGCACCUUGCCUGAAACAUAAAAGAAAACUAGCAUUUAAUAUAUUUAAAAUUAAUUAUAUAUUUGAACACCUAUUUUGGUUACCUUUAAUUGAAAUAUUAGUAGGUUAUAUUUGUUACCUGAACUCCUCCUUGACCAUUCCAGGCUGUGUAUAUUCUGGGGUUUGCUGAUUAUGUAGGCAUUAUUUGCCUUUCAUGAAGUCUGCAUGUCUUGUACGCAGGUCUUUUAUAUGAUUUAAUUUCUAUGUGCAAUAACUAAAGUCCAAGGACUAGAUGCACUAAUGUGUAAACAGAUUUAGACUUAUUACACAAGGUUGUCAUAUUGCACUUCAUAAAUUGUGGGUAACUACAAUCUGCUUGCUUUGUUUUAUUAAAUAAAUUUACCCCAUGUCAAACAA
Messenger RNA from Aquila chrysaetos chrysaetos, 7938 nucleotides. RefSeq names its product testis expressed 2 (gene TEX2). The record is from RefSeq and is a predicted model, not a curated record. The coding region runs from base 2564 to 5992 and encodes 1142 amino acids. The transcript has 12 exons. NCBI's taxonomy places the organism in Eukaryota, Metazoa, Chordata, Aves, Accipitriformes, Accipitridae. Gene Ontology annotation, molecular function: lipid binding. Gene Ontology annotation, cellular component: endoplasmic reticulum.